This is a messenger RNA of Pogona vitticeps (central bearded dragon), 2310 nucleotides long. Lineage: Eukaryota; Metazoa; Chordata; Lepidosauria; Squamata; Agamidae. The record is from RefSeq and is a predicted model, not a curated record.
AUGGCUCUUAUCCAGGACUGGUUACGAGCUUUCCUGGAUCACAGAUCCGGUAAAUGCCUCAACUCUCUGCCAAACCGUGCCCAUCAGGAGGCGUUUCUCCAUUUCCUGAGAUGGUGCUGUCUUUUGUUUUGGGUAUGUCUCGAUGCAGGUACUCUUGGGAGCCAUGAAAACAAAGAAGACUUCCGAUUCUGUGCGGACAGAAUUCAAAUCGAGAAAGGUUUUGUCCAUUACCGAGUCCAAAAGGACACCAUCACCAUUGUAAACAGCGCGGAGGGACUGACUAUCACUGCACCGUUUCCACCAGAACGUCCGAACGGCACGCUUCUGGAAUCGGGAACGUGGCCCCUGCCCGAACUUUUGGGAAGUUACCGCUUCUGCAUUUACUGGUUCCAGGAUGCCUCUCUCUUCAUGCUCCGCUAUGGGGGCAGCAAAAAUUACAGCCUCAGCACGCAAGCGACUUAUCCCCUCUAUUCUCCCAAUAUCACUGGGAUAUACAAUAGGACAGGGGGCCGGCUGCUUCACAACGUCUCCUAUGCCUUUGAUAAGGGCUUCCAAAACAUCUCCCUUUUUAACGCCUCCACCUACAAAUUCUUCUUCACAGAUUCCGGGAAAGUUAACCCCAAUGAUAUGGAAGAGGAAUUCAGACACACAGCAGAAAUGCUGAAGAAGUUAGAAAGGGGCAUAAAAGAUGCCCCAAAAGGCAGGGCUUUAAAACGUGGAAAUCCUUUUGGGCCUCUCCUGCGUUUGGAGUCCAAGUUGGGACAAAUGGCUUUCCAGGAACCAAACAAGACGUUGCAGGAGGGGGAGCUGUUGCAGGCCAGCGUCUGGACCAUCCCGCCCCGGAGUUCGGAACCGUUUUCCAUCAAGUCUCAGCUGGAGGCUAAAGAGGUCAGUGGCUACGAAGUGAUUCUACCAAAAUUCAUCUUUGAAAAUCCCAGGUCCAAGCACAAGGGGGGCAAGAUGAAAGUGGUGCAUUUGGCUGCCACCAGCCGGAUCCUCUUCCAGGUCCAAAAUUCUAGCCAGAUCCUUGGGGGAAAAGUGAUCGGCGUCUCCGUGGGAAAUACCCUCGUCCAUCACCUGCCCCAGGAGCAGCGUGUGAGAAUCACAUUCUGGCACAGCGCUCUUCCGAGGCAGCUCGCUCCUCAAUGUGUCUUUUGGGAUAAGGACUCCACAGCCAGCCAACACGGCCGCUGGAAUACAUCAGGUUGUGAAGCAGUUCCGGGAGAUACCCAGACCGUCUGCCUGUGUGACCACCUCACCUUCUUCGCCGUCCUGAUGGUGUCCUCCCCCGAAGUGGACCAAAUCCACCAGGAAUACCUCACCCUCCUGACCUACAUCGGCUGCAUCAUUUCAGCAUCGGCUUCGUUCAUCACCAUCUUCUUCUUCCUUUGCUCAAGGAAGAAGCAGAGAGACCACAUUGUCUACGUCCACAUGAAUCUUCUCUGGGCCAUUUUCCUCUUGGACAUGAGCUUCCUCAUCGCUGUCCCCUUGGCCCCCACCGGUGGGGACACCGCCUGCAAAGCGGGCGCCAUGUUCCUCCAUUUCGGCGUCCUGGCCUGCUUGACCUGGAUGGGCAUUGAGGGCUACAGCCUCUAUCAGCUGGUGGUCGAGGUCUUCAGCCCCUACAUCAAGCACUUCCUUCUCAGGCUUUGCCUGAUUGGCUGGGGCCUUCCCCUCUUCAUUGUGUCUCUGAUCUUCGUGAUUGACGGAUCACACUACGGACCCUUCUCCUUGAAAGUCUACGACUCUUCUGGAGGAAUGACCGACACAACCAUCUGCUGGAUCACAAGAACGGAGAUCAACAACUUCCUGAACCUGGGCUUUUUAAGCCUGGUGCUCUUCUUCAACAGCCUCAUGCUGGCGGUCAUGGUGCGAGAGAUACUCAGGCUGAAGCACCGGGAGCACCACUGGGAAUACGCGGUGAUGCUCCUGGGCUUAAGCUGUGUCCUGGGCAUCCCUUGGGGGCUGGCCUUCUUCUCCUUCGCCGCUGGAACCUUCAAGCUGGUGGCCGUCUACCUCUUCACCAUCCUCAAUUCUUUUCAAGGCUUCCUUAUCUUCCUUUGGUACCUGGCAAAAGUUCUCCAGUCCCGCAGAUCUUCCUCCAUGCAGUGUUCAACUUCCAACAGUAUCAAGCUGCAGUCCAACAGUACCAGCAUAUGAUCCAGCGGAGGCGGCUUCGAUCGCGAGCGGCUCGGCUGUGCCGGCUUUUUUGGGAAUCCCGCAGAAAAUCUCUCCUGUAUAUAUGUAUUAUUUGAUAGAACUGGGUUGUAGACAUUUUCACUUUGCAAAAUAUUAAUUUUUUAAGUGCAA